UACAAUACUUGAGGCUGGAGGCUUGGAAGUCGCUGAAAAAUGAGGGCUGCUCUGUCCAGGGCACUGUCGGUGCUCGCCUCUCUGGCUGUUGUUCAAGCCAAAAACUCGUGUCUGGACCCCAACAACUCCGACUACCGCUGCGGCGCGGCUAUCGUGGCCAAGGAGCAAUCGACACUGAGUCUUGUUGGCUGUGGUCUUACAGACGAUGACUUUGAUGAUCUGGAAGUCUGCACUACCGUCGGGAGUCAACUUCAGAAUCCAUCAGUAGAACAACUGGACCUCUACAACAACACCCUGACCACGCUUCCGGGGGAGUUUUUUCAGUCUUCGACGUCAUGGACAUCCCUGAACUUCUCCUACAACAACCUAACUACACUCCCGGAAGAGGUAUUUCAACCACUAUCGGCCCUUACAAAUCUGAGCCUCUGGAGCAAUCAGCUGACUACACUUCCGGAAGGGAUUUUUCUAUCCUUGACGUCCCUGGAGUUGCUGAACCUCUUCGAAAACAAGCUGACCUCUCUUCCGGAAGGGAUCUUUGGAUCCUUGGCGUCCCUGAUUGAACUGAGCGUCGGAGCCAACGACCUGACCAUGCUUCCGGAAGACAUUUUCGCGUCUUUGACGUCCGUGACGCACCUACGCAUCCAAGACAACCCGCUGCUCACGCUUCCGGAGGGGAUAUUUCGAUCGAUGACGUCCCUGACGACUAUGACCAUCUCGACCACCAGUCUCACCACGCUCCCUGAAGAGAUUUUUCAAUAUCUGACGUCCCUUUCAACUCUAUGGAUCCGAGAUAACGACAGCCUGAUGGCGCUUCCGGAAGGGAUUUUUCAAUCCUUGACGUCGCUGGCAAUUCUGAACCUCAGUACCAACAAUCUGGUCGCGCUUCCGGAAAAGAUUUUUCAACAUUUGACGUCCCUAGAAUAUCUUUGGAUCCGAAACAAUGACCUGACCACGCUUCCGGAGGGGAUUUUUACAUCCUUGACGUCGCUGAUACAAAUAGACGUGAAUGGAAACCCGAAUCUGGAGUGCCUGCCUCCAACACCUGAAGCAAUGACUGAGGUUAUCGGAUACACUGGCGUCACAGACGUGUGCGGGUGUGAACUCUCGGACGGAACAAGCCCAUGUGGCCAAGACCUGGCGUGCUCUCCUGGUCCCGAAGGGUACACGUGCGGUAAUACUUCCCUGGCUUCCCUGGCCCCUACCCCUUCUCCCGCGCCCGUGAUGGAAGCCCAAACGUGCUCCAACGGGCUUGCCGGUUACGAGAAGUCGGGCGCCUGUUGUUCAGUUGGCUGCGGCACAUGCGGCGGAGAAGGAUGUUCGCAGCUCGGCCAAGGUGCGGAGUCGUGCUGCACGUCCAACAUCAUUGCUGCCGGCGAACCUUGCAGCGAGAAAGGAGCAGCUCCAUGCAUCAUGGACACCGGUGUGGAGUCGUGCUGCACGUCCAACAUCAUUGCUGCCGGUGAACCUUGCAGCGAGAAAGGAGCAGCUCCAUGCGUCAUGGACCCGGAUUCUCGCAUUUGAGGUUCUGCAGAAGCAGGUAGGGAGGGAAAGCCAGGGCGAAACUGUAUCAACAAACCCAUGCCUCGGUGAUCGUCAUCUUCAAAAGGGAAAAAGCUGGUUUCUUCUUUUUCUCUAGGGGAUAACCCCUCAUCCACUAAUUUUAUUUGAAUUCUUGACAAAGCACCUGCCUGCAGGUAAAUAUUGUGUUGAUCAUUCAGGCCAACUACCAAUUAUUUAGGUAGUGUUGGCGCAUAUUGUACGAGAAAAUAAACCAGUCUAGUUAGGGGCGAAGAGACGAUCUUCGGGAAUUCGACAAGUACUCAACUCCAUGCUGCCGUAUUGUUGUACCAGGGACUCCAUUCUCCGAAAAUUAAUAUUCAUAUGAGGUUUUGCGCGUUGCCUCCGUAUCGCUGUGUUUCACGCAACUUCCGGUGAGUUGAACGUGUCGUUGCGAUUGUUCGAGGUUUUUGCCGCAGAAGUGACGUGCUGUGUACUGUAUGUUUGGUUGUCUCUCCCCACUGUGCACCUCAGGACACUGGUCAAUUACAUUGCUGUCCGCCGAAGGGGGUAGACUAUAGGCUAAGUGGCACAGCGGCGUGUAUUCGCUUAUGGUUGUAGAAGAAGGAUCACACGGUUGGCGUGCAAUCCUACGGCGUUGUGCCCAUUCUCUUACUGAGACCACAAAGGGGAAACAAUGCUGGGAACGGGGUGGUUGCCGGGGAUUGGUAUCGUUGGUUUUGGUGGGAAGGGGAUUGAUGUGUUGAGGGUGCACGACGUCAACUUAGGGUUCUCAGUUGUUCGUGAUUUGCUCUCUUGCUUCGAAGCGGUGUCUUGCGAGUGACAAGAGAGGACACUCGUGCCGACGAGGGGCCAAUUUCGGUGCCAGACAGAAACUGUAACGGUCCACGACCCGCGACUCGA
Messenger RNA from Ectocarpus sp. CCAP 1310/34, 2421 nucleotides. Lineage: Eukaryota; Phaeophyceae; Ectocarpales; Ectocarpaceae. The record is from the annotation of a GenBank genome assembly.